This is a messenger RNA of Cylicocyclus nassatus, 1338 nucleotides long. The record is from the annotation of a GenBank genome assembly. NCBI's taxonomy places the organism in Eukaryota, Metazoa, Nematoda, Chromadorea, Rhabditida, Strongylidae.
UGAUGCAAGAACUUAGAAAGAACGAAAUGUAUCGCCCACUGUAUCCGCCACUUCGUCUACAACAUGUCGAUUCAUAUGCAGCUAGAAGAGGCCAGAUUUACGUUAUAUUUGUGUUGUUUGUCACUAUAUUGGCCACGGCUUUACUGAUCAGACAAUUUGGUACACUUCCGGUAUCCUCAAAUAAAAGGACUAUAACAGCUCGAAAAAAUAUGCAGAAAUGUGAGCAAUAUUAUGGUAAAGUGUCGAUUUUUGUGGCUGAGUCUGCAGCCUUGAACACUAAUAACCUCACACGUGAUUCUCUGGAUUGUUAUGUGAAAGGCGCAAAUUAUAGUUUGAUACGAGUCAACAUAGACAAUGAUCCAAGGGUAAACGAAGUGUGUAGUAAACACAAGACGGCUUUAUUCAAGAGGCACUGUGCAGCAUCUGUUUACCUACAAGACACUGACUGGAUGCUAUUUGUCGAUACACAAGCAGGGGUGGUCAAUCCGGAACAUUGCAUCGAAGAAUGGAUUGAUGACAGAGUAGACAUGAUCUUCUUUGAGCGAUUUUUCAAUUGGGAAAUUGCAGCGGGAUCAUAUCUGGUAAAAAACACCGCGCUCACUCGCAAUUUUCUGCGGCAGGUUGCAAAAUGGGAAUUCAAGGAAAUGCCUAUCUGGAAUAACCAAGACCAAGGAGCAUUCAUGUUGCAAUUGCAAAGAACACUGUCUCCGGCAGCCAAAUGGGAACUACGAGCAUGUCACAAGUAUUGGCAAACCGCAACUAGCUAUCAAACAUAUACGGCAAUGAUAACCUGUGUCCGCUCAGCUCUAGGUGCUCGAAAAUUGUGGACGAGAAAAGCUCGCAUUUAUCGGAAGGCUCAUGCAUGGAUCAGAGAUGCUUCUAUUUCGCGUAAUAGUUGGUCCAACAAUGACUUCAUGCUACAAGGGUGGAAAGAUGACUUGUCAAAUAAAGAUUGUCCAUUUGAAAGUAGCUUCAAAAUAAAGGAGUGCGGUGCAACUCUAAAAGGAUGGAACUGGAGAAGACAGAAGAAGAUAGAGUUGGAGUCCUUAAAGGAGAUACUUCAAGGUGCUGAAGAGUACUAUCGCAAAGAAUUUCCAAGCGAAGGAAGAGUGAUACCUAAUCUAGACUUACCGAUAGUCGCAAGUUGUUUCCCACAUUGCGAGAAGUAAACAGGAUUUGGACUGGAAUUUACUACGCUUAUUUGCAAUUUACGUCGCUCGUUCCUUCUUUCAAAGUGUUUACUGAGGGGAAAAGUUUUACCAGUCGAAGUCGCCAUUCACAUAGAGAUGUAUAAUGUCACGCGUUGUAAGCAAUAAAUGCUAAUCUUAAAUAUAGUGC